Molecule: messenger RNA, 775 nt
Organism: Penaeus vannamei (Pacific white shrimp)
Lineage: Eukaryota; Metazoa; Arthropoda; Malacostraca; Decapoda; Penaeidae
Source: RefSeq, a predicted model, not a curated record
CUUUCCUCCUCUUCUGCCCUCGUCUUCCUCGUGGUACACUUCUGUACCAUUCGAACCGUCGCGCUGUGCUAAACAGUUCAGGCCAACGCUGUUACUUUUUGUGCUGCAGUCAUGGCCGCUGUUUCCGUGUUUCGUGUGGCUGUCGUGCUGUUCUUUUGCAGGCUUUGCAGAGCUGCAGGGGAUAAGAGUGAGCCAGACCUCCACGUCUUCGGCCUACUCAAGGAGAAGUCCGAGGCUGAGUUGAUCUUCUUGCACUCAGCUUGCAGAAACAGCCACAACAACAUCCAGGUGGUGCGAGGAUGGUGCACGUCGGCCAGCUGCGUCGGGCUGGGCCUUCUGAGGGACCGCCUGGGGAGCCUGCCCGAGGACGACUGGGUCAUCCUUAGCGACCUGAGGCAAGGCUUCACUCACGUGAUGGCAAGACCGAAGGACGUGAAGGAUCAGCUGAACGCCUCAGGGCACUCGUUGAUCCUGGUCCCGCAGCCCUACACGCCGGGGCUGAAGGAGGCGAUGGAGAAGCAGAUGGCGGAGGCGCUGAAGAAAGAAGGAAAGGGAGAAGGAGGGAAGGAGAAGGAUGGUAAGAAAACGGGAGCGAAAAGGACAAGGAGGAGAGAAGGCAGAGGUCGAUGAGGCAGCGCUGCAGAAGGCCGUGUAUAACGCCUUGAAGGGAGGGUCAGUUAUCGGUCGAGUGGGCGCGGUCCUCAAAGUCCUGGAGAUGGGCGUGGCUAAUAGAGAAGAAGGCGUGGCUAAGGAAGAAGCUGUGACAAAAGCUUUC